This is a messenger RNA of Glarea lozoyensis ATCC 20868, 264 nucleotides long. RefSeq lists its product as uncharacterized. The transcript has 4 exons. NCBI's taxonomy places the organism in Eukaryota, Fungi, Ascomycota, Leotiomycetes, Helotiales, Helotiaceae. The record is from RefSeq and is a predicted model, not a curated record. The coding region runs from base 1 to 264 and encodes 87 amino acids.
AUGGCUUACGACGGUGACACUGAUCAGGAGGAGCUCGAUUACACCAAGAAGAACAACCUUGUUAAGCACCUUAUCUGCUGCCACACCGCAGAGGAUAUCGAGCCAGCCAUCAAGUUCGCUGAAGAGCAAGGAGGAAAAUAUCCAAAGAAGCGUCCUAUCAUGACUGGGUUCACUAUUAAGUUCCCAAAAGAUAGCGUCAGCGUCCUUUCCGACAGCAAACAUGUAUCAUCUGCCGAGAUUGACGGAGAAGUUAAGACACAGUAG